Molecule: messenger RNA, 648 nt
Organism: Penaeus vannamei (Pacific white shrimp)
Lineage: Eukaryota; Metazoa; Arthropoda; Malacostraca; Decapoda; Penaeidae
Source: RefSeq, a predicted model, not a curated record
CCGCACUGUAAUAUAUCAGGCGAUAGCACGCAGUCCCUGUGCAGAUGCGAGGAUGACGUGUGUUCCGUGGACGUCACCAACCAGCCCAGCCUCAACGACUGGAUCUUAGGAACACGAUAUAAACAUGUCCAGAACAGAUACGGAGGCCUGAGCCUGGGCGUGGAGGACCCCCGCUCCCCCACCAGCAGCCCCGGAGUCACGGUGUGGUACGACAACUCCGGCUAUCACGCCCUCCCCGCCUACCUCAACGCCCUCACGAACGCCCGCCUCAGCAGACUUCUCGGGGACCAGUACAAGGUCACCACCAUCAACAACCCGGUCAAGUUCUCCAAAUACGGCUUGAACAGCAUCUCACUGCAGCAGCACGUGGCGGACCUCGGAAUCGGCCUCCUGAUCCUGGUGGCGCUCACGGUGGUCUGCUCGAGCACCGCCGGCUACGUGGUGGGCGAGCGAGCCAGGGACGAGCGGCGAGUCUUCUUCGUCGCCGGCGUGUCGAGGAACACCUACUGGAUCGCCAACAUGAUCUGGGACGUCUCGGGUUGUGUAUACAGGUAUGUUGCUCAUACUCGUAUUCUUGGCCUUCUUAUGUGGAUUGUUCUUGCCAAUUUUCACAUAAAACGCCAUUUUGAUAGACAGUUUCAGAUAUAA